AGUUGCUAGAUGGAAAAUGGAUUCCUUAUUUCACGUCCUGGUUUUUACCUGUCUUGCUUUGGCAAUCUCAGAAGGGUUUCUGAUUAUCCAUGUCCAGAAACAGCAGUGUCUUUCAGAAAAGAAAGGAGUCAUUAUGGAAAAGUGCAAUAUGACCCAUCUCAACCAGCAGUGGAGGUGGACAGCAGAUGACAGGCUCCUCCAUGUUAGAUCUGGCCAGUGCCUGAGCAUCUCUACACGCUCUGCCCUGUCAUCUCGCAGCAUCAUCGUUGAUUGUCCCCAGGCAGUCAGGUGGACUUGCCAUGAGGAGGACGGGCUCCUGAAGGUGGCCAACAGCUCUCUCUUUCUCACGAAGCAAGGUCAGAAGGUAAUGGCCAAGCAGAGUAAGAAAUACCUUCAUUCAUGGAUGCAGCUAGGAGCCAGCGAGACGGGAAAACUUGUCUAUGUAAAUCUGUGCUCAAAGCAAGAUCUUCAAGAUGCAGAAACUUCUGUAUGGAGUACGAUAUCUACAUCCUCCCCUUUUAAUGCUGUUACAUCUAGGCCUGAAAUUCUGCUGAAGAGUAGCACGCAGACGUUCAUCAGAAAUGUAACUGAACACUUCAGUAAAAAUGCCAUUGAAAAUCUCUAUUUUGACUUGAAGUCUGCAGUAACAGAGAAACCCUGGAUUCCAACAACUACUCUUCAAUACUCUAGCAGCACAGAGGAGGUAAGGCAGAGGAAUUAUUAAUUGAUUUAUAUUAAGCCUGCUCCACUCUGUGGAGCCUGAUAGCUAUUACAGGUGGACAUUUGGUGGACUAAAAAAAACUGGAGGGCUGAGCUUUGUUCUUUAUUUUAAUUGGAUACUUUGUUCAUUCUGAUAAUGUCCUUUGCUAAAAAUACAGCUGCAGAAAAAUUCUGCCCCUUCUGUACAGCACGAUCCUGGCAUGCAUGCUGUUCUGAAAAAUCUCUGCCCUAAAAGGGGAAAUGUUCAGGAUACAUGAGGUGCGGUGGAAAGAUCAUGGAUCUGGCAGGAGACAUGGGAGCCUGGGUAUCUGCUGCCAGUGUUUUAGUGUCUGCCAUUGGCAUGUUGCAUGAGUGAGGUUCUAGCUUUAACUAUGCUUUAAGAAACACAGGAUGUUUUAUGACCUCAUUUAGGAUAUGUGAUGUGAGUGAAAUCUGAAUGCUUUAACUUGCACUCAUGAGGAACCCUGGCUUCAACCCUGGUCAGCUUUUCUACUGACCGACAGGCAUAGUGGAAGGCAUGCAGCUGCUUCUUGAUUUAUGCUCUGUUCUAGAGUCCAACCAAGAAAAGCCACAGCAGAGGAGGGGAAUGGGGAGGCCAGUCCUAUCCACAGAGGAAGCUAAUUGCGGGCAUUCAGUAUCUCCACGUGAGCUUCCCCUCUUCUUUUUGUGUGGGCAAGGCACAGUUAAGCGAUUUGAGAGUGAAUCUGAUAUCAUCACCUGGAAAACGUGCACAGGCAGUUAGAGCUGAAGUCCGCAGCACAUUUUUGGUCUCUUUAUAGCUAUCAACACGUGGUGGUUUAGAACUGAAAGCCCCUAAGUUCAGAGUGGCUUCUUGUCAAGGAGACCAUGCUGCACUCACAACAUGGGGGUAGGCAAAUACAUUGUUUUACUCAUUGCUUUGGCUGUCAGCGUUCCUGUGAAUGAGGCUAUAAGAAAUGUGUUUUGCAUUUGGGAGGACUGUGGACAGAGCAGUCUUU
Struthio camelus australis is the source of this 1697-nucleotide messenger RNA. The record is from RefSeq and is a predicted model, not a curated record. NCBI's taxonomy places the organism in Eukaryota, Metazoa, Chordata, Aves, Struthioniformes, Struthionidae.